CGCCACAGAGAGACGUGCUGAAAGAGAGCUGACGCUCGUGCAUUUAGGCGUUUUAUGAUGCGCCAGUCGAGUCUGUCACAUUAGUUGGCUGCCAGACGUGCCAGCGACAACCUCGAGCUCCAGCAGCAACAGCAACAGGAACAACAAUAACAUGGCGGAGAGCAACAGUCCGCAGCACAUCUUGACGAUGAGCGGCGAGCAGCGGCAGCGGUUCUUGGAGUCGUUUGAUUGGGUCUUCAGUGACAUAGAUGGCGUCAUCUACAACCUGGAGUCGGAUGUCCCGGAUGCUGGCCUGGCCUAUAACGCACUCGAGCGGGCCGGCAAGCGGCUGACCUUCGUGACCAACAACAGCGUGCGCACCCUGGAGCAGACGGCGCGACGCUUCGCCAAGUCAAAGAUCCAAGUGGCGCCGGAGCAGAUCUGGCAUCCGGCCCAGACGCUGGUCUACUAUCUGCGGAGCAUCCAGUUCGAGGGGCUAAUCUAUAUCAUGGCCUCGCCACAGUUUAAGGCGGUGCUGCAGCAGGCAGGCUUCCAGCUGCUCGAAGGCCCCAAUCACUUUAUCGAGGAAACCUAUGAGGAUCUGGCGCGCCACAUAUUCGACAAGCAGCCAGUGCGUGCUGUGGUCAUCGAUGUCGACUUCAAUCUGACCUCAGCCAAGCUGAUGCGUGCCCAUCUGUACCUGCGUCAUCCCGACUGCCUGCUGAUUACCGGCGCCACAGAUCGCCUGCUCCCAGUGGGCAAGGGUGUGAACAUCAUCGGGCCCGGCGCCUUUGCCUCCAUUCUCGUGGAGGCCAGUGGCCAGCCGCCGAUUGUGAUGGGCAAGCCGGGUCGGCCGCUGGGCGACAUGCUCCUCCAGCAGAACAAAAUCACGGAUCCACGGCGCGUGCUCAUGAUCGGCGACAUGCUCGCUCAGGAUGUGCUCUUCGGCCGCCAGCUCGGCUUCCAGACGCUGCUCGUCCUAACCGGCGGCUGUUCGCUCCACCAGCUCCUGGCCGUAACGGAUCCCGAUCUGCUGCCGGACUACUAUGCGGACAGCGUGGUGGAUCUACUGCAAUUGCUGCCUGAGAGUACACCCAAGGCGCAUGGCUAAGCCCAACCAAGAUUUGAAGCUAUUCAAAUGCUUUUAGAUAUAUAUAUAUAUAU
Molecule: messenger RNA, 1143 nt
Organism: Drosophila arizonae
Lineage: Eukaryota; Metazoa; Arthropoda; Insecta; Diptera; Drosophilidae
Product: chronophin
Cellular component (GO): cytoplasm
Molecular function (GO): phosphatase activity
Source: RefSeq, a predicted model, not a curated record